AUGGGCCCACUCCGACCGUUUACCGUCACCAUCAUCGGUGGAGGCAUCGGUGGCCUCGUUCUCGCGGUCGGUCUGCUACGACGUCAGGUUCCGGUUCAAAUUUAUGAGGCCGCCGCUGCCUUUGCAGAGAUCGGGCUAGGGCUGUCCAUUGGUCCGGCAGCUCACCGGGCUAUGCCCCUCAUCGACCCAGAGAUUCGAGCCAUCUACGAUGCUCUUGUCACAACCCACGCGGAUAGCCCCGGCUAUGAAAAAUACAAACAAACGUGGUUUGAACUCGUUUGGGCCACCGGCGACCAUGAAGGCGAAACUCUAAUGAACCUAAAGGCCCUGCCGUCGGGACAGACGACGCUGAGACGUGCGGACUUCCUCGCCGCCCUCGUGGCUCUGGUCCCUCCCGAAAUCGUUCAUUUUGGCAAACGGUUGAACCAACUGACGGAAACAACAGACGGGGUCCGGCUACAUUUUGGAGAUGGCACAACCGCUAUGGCUGAUGUAGUGGUAGGAUGUGAUGGGAUAAAAUCCAAGGUCAAGGAAUCAAUGCUACCCGAGGAAUCUGCUGCCAAACAGCCUCGGUAUAGUGGCAUGUAUGCCUACCGGGCUGUCUUUGACAUGGAUGAGAUGGUGACGGCCGUCGGUGAUCAACGCGCCCGCGUAUCCACCAUGUAUCUCGGCAAAGGCGCCUAUGCAAUCUCCUACCCCAUCAUGCGUGCCAAAAAGGUGAACUUUGGCCUCUACAUCCUGAGUGAGACCUGGGAUCAUGAGGCAUGGGUUCGACCAGCAAGUAAAGGAAACAUGCAACGAGAUGCCCAGGGUAUGGGAAGAUAUGUGCAGGCUCUCGUCGAGCGCAUGCCUGACCCUUCGCAAUGGGCCAUCUUCGAGCAUCCCCAUUUGUCGACGUACACUAAAUCUCGCGUGGCCAUCCUGGGUGACGCAGCUCAUGCCUCUACGCCACAUCAAGGCGCAGGCGCCGGUCAGGCCAUCGAGGAUGCCCACGUCCUGGCAGAGCUCUUGAGCGACCCGCGAGUAAAUAGCGUAGAUGCCGUCGUGGAAGCUUUCAGAGCUUACGAUCAAGUCCGUCGACCGCGAAGUCAGCAUGUGGUCACUACGAGUAAGGAAAAUGCCUAUCUAUUGUGCUUGUGCUUGGACGGUGUGGGGGAUGAUGGAAAUAAGCUACGAGAGACAUUUCAACAACGAUUGCGAUGGCUUUGGGAUUUGGAUGUACAGGAGCAGGCCGAACAAGCAAGGAGGAAGAUGUUUACUGAGUGUAAGCUUUAG
This is a messenger RNA of Aspergillus tubingensis, 1275 nucleotides long. RefSeq names its product putative salicylate hydroxylase. Gene Ontology annotation, molecular function: FAD binding. The transcript has 2 exons. The coding region runs from base 1 to 1275 and encodes 424 amino acids. The record is from RefSeq and is a predicted model, not a curated record. NCBI's taxonomy places the organism in Eukaryota, Fungi, Ascomycota, Eurotiomycetes, Eurotiales, Aspergillaceae. Gene Ontology annotation, biological process: secondary metabolite biosynthetic process.